Talpa occidentalis (Iberian mole) is the source of this 6854-nucleotide messenger RNA. RefSeq names its product SH3 and multiple ankyrin repeat domains 1 (gene SHANK1). Lineage: Eukaryota; Metazoa; Chordata; Mammalia; Eulipotyphla; Talpidae. The record is from RefSeq and is a predicted model, not a curated record. Gene Ontology annotation, cellular component: postsynaptic density; postsynaptic membrane; dendritic spine. Gene Ontology annotation, molecular function: ionotropic glutamate receptor binding; synaptic receptor adaptor activity.
GCCCCCUGGGAUUUGUAGUCCUGGCAGGUCUGAGUCGCCCCUGGCGCUUCUUUCAGCUGAGUGACCGCAGGCCUCGCCUCGCUCGCUUCCUCCACCAUUUCCUGGGAGGAUGGGCUAUGAGAGCGGCCCCUGCCCAGCAGUCACAGAGGCUGAUGGCUGUUCGCCUCCUCAGCCCUUCGGCUGCCCUACAUCCUGCUGCCCACAGGCCAGAAACAAGCUCGGAGCUGCACACAUUUUGACCGCCUGUGAUGCUGCCGUCCCCCGUCGCCCCGUGGCCCCACGAUGACCCACAGCCCCGCCACAAGCGAGGACGAGGAGCGACACAGCGCCAGCGAGUGUCCCGAGGGCGGCUCGGAGUCCGACAGCUCCCCAGACGGGCCAGGGAGAGGCCUCCGGGGGACCCGGGGCCGGGGCAGCGGGACACCUGGUAGCCUGGCCUCCAUCCGAGGCCUCCAGGGCCGCUCCAUGUCUGUCCCGGACGACGCCCACUUCAGCAUGAUGGUCUUCAGGAUCGGCAUCCCCGACCUGCACCAGACAAAAUGCCUGCGCUUCAACCCCGAUGCCACCAUCUGGACGGCCAAGCAGCAGGUGCUCUGCGCCCUGAGCGAGAGCCUGCAGGACGUGCUCAACUAUGGCCUGUUCCAGCCCGCCACCUCGGGCCGCGACGCCAACUUCCUGGAGGAGGAGCGCCUGCUGCGGGAGUACCCCCAGUCCUUCGAGAAGGGGGUGCCCUACCUGGAGUUUCGCUACAAGACCCGCGUUUACAAACAGACCAACCUGGAUGAGAAGCAGCUGGCAAAGCUGCACACGAAGACGGGGCUGAAGAGAUUCCUGGAGUACGUGCAGCUCGGGACGUCUGACAAGGUGGCACGGCUGCUGGACAAGGGGCUGGACCCCAAUUAUCAUGACUCCGACUCAGGAGAGACCCCCCUGACGCUGGCUGCCCAGACGGAAGGCUCCGUGGAGGUGAUCCGGACGCUGUGCCUGGGCGGCGCGCACAUCGACUUCCGGGCCCGGGACGGCAUGACCGCCCUGCACAAGGCCGCCUGCGCCCGGCACUGCCUGGCCCUCACGGCACUCCUGGACCUCGGGGGCUCCCCCAACUACAAGGACCGCAGGGGGCUGACCCCUCUGUUCCACACGGCUAUGGUGGGGGGCGACCCCCGCUGCUGUGAGCUGCUGCUGUACAACAGGGCCCAGCUGGGUGUCGCUGACGAGAACGGCUGGCAGGAGAUCCACCAGGCCUGCCAGCGGGGCCACUCUCAGCACCUGGAACACCUGCUCUUCUACGGGGCUGAGCCCGGCGCCCAGAACGCCUCGGGGAACACGGCCCUGCACAUCUGCGCCCUCUACAACAAGGAGACUUGUGCUCGGAUCCUCCUGUAUCGCGGAGCCAGCAAGGACGUGAAGAAUAACAACGGACAGACCCCGUUUCAGGUGGCAGUGAUUGCUGGGAAUUUUGAACUGGGGGAGCUGAUCCGGAACCAUCGGGAACAGGACGUGGUGCCCUUCCAGGAGUCCCCCAAAUACGCGGCCCGCCGACGGGGGCCCCCGGGCGCAGGGCUGACAGUGCCCCCGGCCCUGCUGCGGGCCAACAGCGACACCAGCAUGGCGCUGCCCGACUGGAUGGUCUUCGCUGCCCCGGGGGCCACUUCCUCCGGGGCCGCUGGCCCUACCUCAGGGCCCCAGGGCCAGCCACCGCCCUCGGCCCCCAGCACUAAGCUCAGCAGCGGGACCCUUCGAAGUGCCAGCAGCCCCAGGGGUGCCCGGGCCCGAUCCCCAUCCCGAGGGAGGCACCCGGAGGAGACCAAGAGGCAGCCGCGCGGGCGGCCCAGCUCCAGUGGGACGCCCCGGGAAGGGCCUGCCGGUGGCACUGGGGGCUCGGGGGGCCCUGGGGGCUCCCUGGGCAGCCGCGGCAGGCGCAGGAAGCUCUACUCGGCGGUGCCGGGGCGCUCCUUCAUGGCCGUCAAGUCCUACCAGGCCCAGGCCGAGGGCGAGAUCUCCCUGAGCAAGGGGGAGAAGAUCAAAGUGCUUAGUAUCGGAGAAGGCGGCUUCUGGGAAGGCCAGGUCAAAGGUCGCGUUGGCUGGUUCCCCUCUGACUGCCUGGAGGAGGUGGCCAACCGCUCGCAGGAGGGAAAGCAAGAAAGCCGCAGUGACAAAGCAAAGAGACUGUUCCGGCACUAUACUGUGGGCUCCUACGACAGCUUUGAUGCCCCAAGCUUGAUGGAUGGGAUUGGCCCAGGGAGCGAUUACAUCAUUAAGGAGAAGACAGUUUUGCUGCAGAAGAAGGACAGCGAGGGCUUUGGGUUCGUGCUCCGGGGGGCCAAGGCGCAGACCCCCAUCGAGGAGUUCACCCCCACGCCGGCCUUCCCGGCGCUGCAGUACCUGGAGUCCGUGGACGAGGGCGGCGUGGCAUGGCGAGCCGGGCUGCGCAUGGGAGACUUCCUCAUCGAGGUGAACGGGCAGAACGUGGUGAAGGUGGGCCACCGCCAGGUGGUGAACAUGAUCCGCCAAGGCGGCAACACGCUCAUGGUCAAGGUGGUCAUGGUCACCAGGCACCCGGACAUGGAUGAGGCCGUCCACAAGAAAGCACCCCAGCAGGCAAAGCGACUCCCGCCCCCAGCCAUCUCCCUGCGUUCCAAGUCCAUGACCUCAGAGUUGGAGGAGAUGGAGUAUGAGCAGCAGCCGCCGCCGGUGCCCAGCAUGGAGAAAAAGCGGACCGUGUACCAGAUGGCUCUCAACAAACUGGACGAGAUUUUGGCCGCAGCUCAGCAGACCAUCAGUGCCAGUGAGAGUCCCGCGCCCGGUGGCCUCGCCUCCCUGGGCAAACACCGACCCAAAGGCUUCUUUGCCACUGAGUCAAGCUUCGAUCCCCACCACCGCUCCCAGCCGAGUUAUGAACGUCCUUCGUACCUGCCUCCGGGCCCCGGGCUCAUGCUCCGCCAAAAAUCCAUCGGGGCUGCGGAAGAUGACAGACCCUACCUAGCACCCCCCGCCAUGAAGUUCAGCCGCAGCCUGUCUGUGCCUGGUUCGGAGGACAUCCCCCCGCCGCCCACCACGUCCCCACCCGAGCCCCCCUACAGCACACCCCCCGCCCCCUCCUCCUCCGGCCGCCUCACCCCCUCCCACCGGGGGAGCCCCUUCAACCCCGGCUCCAGUAGCACCCACCCCGCCUCUUCCCCCUCAUCCUUCGACGGGCCCUCCCUUCCCGAGACGCGCCUGGGGAGCCGCGAGAAGAGCCUGUACCACAGCGGCCCCCUGCCCCCGCCCCACCACCACCCGCCCCAUCACCACCACCACCACGUGCCGCCCCCCCAGCCCCACCACCACCACGCCCCCCCUCACCCCCCGGAGAUGGAGACCGGCGGCUCCCCCGGACCCCCGCCCCGCCUGGCGCUGGGGCCCCAGCCCAGCCUGCGCGGCUGGCGAGGCGGCGGGCCCAGCCCGACCCCGGGGGCCGCGUCCCCGUCGCACCACGCCAGCGGGGCCGGGGGCGGCGGCUCGGCCCAGGCGCCCGCCCUGCGCUACUUCCAGCUGCCCCCUCGGGCGGCCAGCGCGGCCAUGUACGUGCCGGCCCGCUCGGGGCGCGGGCGCAAGGGCCCGCUGGUCAAGCAGACCAAGGUGGAGGGCGAGCCCCAGAAGGCCGGCGGCCUCCCGCCCGCCGCCUCGCCCACGUCCCCCGCGUCCCCGCAGCCGCCGCCCGCCCCGUCGGAGAAGAACUCCAUCCCCAUCCCCACCAUCAUCAUCAAGGCCCCGUCCACCAGUAGCAGCGGCCGCAGCAGCCAGGGCAGCAGCACCGAGGCGGAGCCCCCCGCCCAGCCCGAGCCCGCGGGCGGCGGCGGCUCCUCCGCGCCCAGCCCCGCCCCGGCCGCGUCGCCCGCGUCGCCCGCGCCCUCGCCCGUGCCCGCCCCGGCCUCGCCCAGCGGCCCCGCCACCCUCGACUUCACCAGCCAGUUCGGGGCCGCCCUGGUGGGCGCGGCGCGCAGGGAGGGCGGCUGGCAGAACGAGGCCCGCCGGCGCUCCACGCUCUUCCUCUCCACCGACGCCGGCGACGAGGACGGCGAGGGCGGGCUGGGCGCGGGCGCGCCCCCGGGCCCGCGGCUGCGCCACUCCAAGUCCAUCGACGAGGGCAUGUUCUCGGCCGAGCCCUACCUGCGCCUGGAGUCCGCGGGCGGCGCCGCCUACGGGGCCUACGGGGCCGCGCGCGCCUACGGGGGCGGCGGGGGCAGCAGCGCCUUCACCAGCUUCCUGCCGCCGCGGCCCCUGGUGCACCCGCUGACCGGCAAGGCCCUCGACCCCGCCUCGCCGCUCGGGCUGGCGCUGGCCGCGCGGGAGCGCGCGCUGAAGGAGUCCUCGGAGGGCGGCGGCGCGCCCCCGCCCCCGCCCCGGCCGCCGUCGCCGCGCUACGAGGUGCCGCCGCCCGCGCCCCACCACCACGCGCCCCACGCGCACCACGAGCCGGUGCUGCGCCUCUGGGGGGCCGCGCCGCCCGACCCCGCGCGCCGCGAGCUGGGGUACCGGCCCGGGCUGGGCGGCCAGGAGAAGGCGCUGUCGGCCAGCCCGCCCGCCGCGCGCCGCUCGCUGCUGCACCGCCUGCCGCCCGCCGCCCCCGGGGUGGGGCCGCUCCUGCUGCAGCUGGGGCCCGAGCCCCCCGCCCCGCACCCCGCCGCGAGCAAGGCCUGGCGCGCCGGCGCCGCGGAGGAGCCCGAGCGGCUGCCCCUGCACGUGCGGUUCCUCGAGAACUGCCAGCCCCGGGCGGGCGGCGCGGCGGGCAGGGGGCCGCCGGCGGAGGACGGGCCGGGGGUCCCGCCGCCCAGCCCCCGCCGCGCGCUGCCGCCCUCGCCCAUCCCGCGGGGCGGCGAGGAGAACGGGCUCCCGCUGCUGGUCCUGCCGCCGCCCGCGCCCUCGGUGGACGUGGAGGACGGCGAGUUCCUCUUCGUGGAGCCGCUGCCCCCGCCCCUGGAGUUCUCCAACAGCUUCGAGAAGCCCGAGUCGCCCCUCACGCCGGGGCCGCCCCUCCCGCUGCCGGACCCCCCGACCCCCACCGCCCCGCUGCCGCCCGGGCCGCCCCCCGCCGUCGCCGCCGCCCCGCCCGCCCUGGACUCCACCGCGUCCAGCCUGACGUCCUACGACAGCGAGGUGGCCACGCUGACCCAGGGGGCCCCCGGGGCUCCCGGGGACCCCCUCCUCCGGGGCCCCGGCCCCGCCGCCCCGCCGCCCCCCGCGCCGCAGCCCGGCCCGGACCCGCCGCCCGGCACGGACUCGGGCAUCGAGGAGGUGGACAGCCGCAGCAGCAGCGACCACCCGCUGGAGACCAUCAGCAGCGCGUCCACGCUCAGCAGCCUGUCCGCGGAGGGCGGCGGGGCGGGCGCGGGCGGCGGCGCCGGGGGCGCCGGGGUGGCCGCUGGGCCGGAGCUGCUGGACACGUACGUGGCUUACCUGGACGGCCAGGCCUUCGGGGGGAGCGCCCCGGGCCCGCCCUACCCCCCGCAGCUCAUGACUCCCUCUAAGCUCCGGGGCCGCGCCCUGGGGGCCGCCGGAGGGCUGCGGCCCAGCCCGGGCGGGGGCCUGCGAGAGCCCGUCACCCCCACCAGCCCCACGGUCUCGGUGACCGGCGCCGGGGCGGACGGGCUGCUGGCCCUGAGCGGCUGCGCUGGACCCUCGCCGGCGGGUGUGGCCGGGGGGCCGGGGAACGUGGAACCAGAAGGCCCACCGGUGCCCUUGCCGGCGGCCUCCUCCCUGCCUCGGAAGCUGCUGCCCUGGGAGGAGGGCCCGGGCCCGCCGCCACCACCCCUGCCCGGGCCCCUGGCCCAGCCCCAGGCCUCAGCCUUGGCCACCGUCAAAGCCAGCAUCAUCAGCGAACUCAGCUCCAAGCUUCAGCAGUUUGGGGGCUCCUCGGCAGCUGGGGGCGCUUUGCCCUGGGCCCGGGGAGGCAGCGGGGGCAGCGGGGACAGCCACCACGGGGGAGCCAGCUACGUCCCCGAGAGGACCUCCUCCCUCCAGCGGCAGAGACUCAGCGACGACUCGCUCCUCUCCAAGCCUGUCAGCAGCCUGUUUCAGAACUGGUCCAAACCACCUCUGCCGCCACUCCCCACAGGAACCGGGGUGCCCCCUUCAGCUGCUGCAGCCCAGGGGGCCACCUCGCCCUCGGGCUCCUCCUCCUCCACCCGCCACCUCCAGGGUGUGGAGUUCGAGAUGCGGCCGCCUCUGCUCCGCCGGGCCCCCAGCCCCUCCCUGCUGCCCGCCUCGGAGCACAAGGUCAGCCCGGCACCCCGGCCCUCGUCCCUGCCCAUCCUGCCUUCUGGACCCCUCUACCCGGGCCUUUUUGACAUCCGCGGCUCCCCCACCGGAGGCGCCGGCGGCUCCGCGGAUCCCUUCGCUCCAGUCUUUGUGCCGCCGCACCCCGGGAUCUCCGGGGGGCUCGGCGGAGCCUUGUCGGGGGCCUCCCGCUCCCUCUCGCCGACCCGCCUGCUUUCGCUGCCCCCAGACAAGCCCUUUGGCGCUAAGCCUCUGGGGUUCUGGACCAAGUUCGACGUGGCCGACUGGCUGGAGUGGCUGGGCCUGGCUGAGCACCGGGCCCAGUUCCUGGACCACGAGAUCGACGGCUCCCACCUGCCCGCCCUCACCAAGGAGGACUACGUGGACCUGGGCGUGACCCGGGUGGGCCACCGCAUGAACAUCGACCGGGCGCUCAAAUUUUUCCUGGAGAGGUGAUGGCUGGCCUGGACGGACCAGCCGUCCACAGAACCCCGCAGCCCGCCGGCCUCCUGACCUCCGACCCUGACGCGCCUUCUCUCAGACUCGUGUCCGCCGAGGCCGCGGGUCACCGGGUGGCGCCAUCCCGGCCAGACAUU